Messenger RNA from Cuscuta campestris, 1292 nucleotides. The record is from the annotation of a GenBank genome assembly. NCBI's taxonomy places the organism in Eukaryota, Viridiplantae, Streptophyta, Magnoliopsida, Solanales, Convolvulaceae.
GUAGCGGAGCAUGUGGUACUUGUUCACCUGACCUUGUUGAAGGCCAAGGUCAUAAUCCUCUUGGAGGGAUUGAACCGUGACAGUGCAGAACCGGGGAACAUACAUGGUUGAUUGCAUACCAUUGAGGUUGGUGGGGUUGGACGGGUCGCCCGCCAGGUGCAUCCAGCAGACAAGCGGCGGAUCAACCACCACCACAGAGGCGGCGAUGCCCCUGAUUGUACCUAGUGGCAACUUCUUCAUACUGUCGCCCUUCCUGCUGUUUCUCCAUUGCUGCAUUGGCCUGCUACUUCGAGCCUUAAAGACCCAAGGUGUUGGAUCCGUCGGGAUAGGUCCGUUGCCUCGAGCUGCUUUGUCGUCCACGACCUCUACCCCGAGCACCGUUGCCUCGCCCGCCGCCGCGUCCAUAGCCGUUGCGCUGUCCGGAGGAGCCGCCCUCACCGUAGCUGCCGCCGUGCUGGAGCCUGCCGCCAUGGAAACCACCGCUUUCGUUGCUGCUGUGCUGGGGUCCCCCCGCUGCCGCCGCUGGACGGCUGCCGACCACCACUAUCCACCCCUAGAGGAGAGCGUCAAGUUGGAGCCACUCAUCGUCGUCUUUGGAGAGAGGGACGAUGGAGCCAUUGAUGUAGCCUUGGAGAUUGAAUCGGCGAACCAAGAGGAGGAAAAGGCGACUCCACUUUUUAUAGUUCGGUUGAGAGAGACUGAGAAGAACCGGAACGUGGAGUUUGACAUUAGAGACCUUCGUGAAAGCAAGAUGAGGGGUUUUCGCCGGAGUGGAGUUGGAGGUCAUUUAUGCCCAUACGCCGUCUAUUCUAUGUCACUUAAUUCAUUUCUUCUUUGUGUUAUCCCAUACGCAACUUGGCGACCGUUUGUGCGUGCACGGCCAUUGGUUUCUCCCUUCCAAAACAUAUCUAGCCUUAGUGAAUCAGUCUUUGGGGAGUUUCUUCGACUCUGUGUUCUUAAGGAGCUUGGUGUAAUUCAGCUUUAAUCUAAUUGUGCCAGGUAUCACUUGUUGGAGAAAGUUCUUAGCUAAACAUUUAGAAGAAGAGCUCUAUAUCCCAUGGUUUUGAGCUUUGUGAUUGCAACCCUGCCUCCUAUUUAUGGGAUGGAGUUUUCAAGAUUUUUUGUGUAGGGAAAAUUUCUAGAUUCUUCUCACAGGCAUGAUGCUCCAUCUUGCAAUUCUAUGGUUGCUACGACAUUUGAUGAAAAACUUGAAACUUGUGAAACGACAUACUCCGUAUAUUAUUCAGUUGCUAUUUGCUAAGCUCAGCUGACAGUAAAGAGAUAUUACUUUC